CAGGACGUUAGCUAGAAAUGGACAAAAAUAGCAGAAAAAACUGAAAGACGACCAAAAAAAAAUCAACAACGACCUUCAUUUAUCUGAUUAGAAGUGACGGUUAUUAUUACUGCUGCUGCUGCUGCUGCUGCUGCGGUGGAGUGUACAAAGUAGUAAACUUUGCAGAGUCAGACUGAGGGAGCACCUGACCACACCUCCCUCUGACUCACCUCUGUCUCUAUUGGCUCCUUGUCCUGCGCCAGGUCUUCCUCAAAACUCCUCAGUCUCCACCAUCCUCCCCACUAACACUUGUUGCUGCUGCCGCUCCACCAGCUUCACCUGAAUGAGCUCCAGCACCUGCUCCUGCUCCAGCGUGUCCUCAGGUAUCUCCUGCAGGGAGUGAUGAACUCCAUCGACCCUCAGACCCACCACCAGCACCAGCACCACCAUCAGCAGCAGCAGCAGAACCUCACCGGCACCAGCACCUCCUCCCCGACGCCCAAGUCUGCCCAGCAGGAGGCCCCGGACAUGGCAGCGGUCUACUGUGAGAACUUCAGCAGCGUGUACCACCAGCAGAACCUGCAGGCUCCUCAGAGAGCCGCAGGUUACGGACUGGGAGAGUACGCGUCCUCUCCAAACGCCGCCUACCUGUGGCUGAACGGGCCGGGCGUCAGCUCCUCGGCCGCGUCCUACCUGCACGGAAACAGCCCGUCGGCCGCCUCCUUCAUGCCGCCCACGUACGGCUCUCAGCGGCAGUUCAUCAGCAGCUCCCAGGGCUUCGGUGGACCGGACCUGGGUUGGCUGUCCAUCGCCAGUCAGGAGGAACUGCUGAAGCUGGUGCGUCCUCCUUACUCCUACUCAGCGCUCAUCGCCAUGGCCAUCCAGAAUGCGCACGACAAGAAGCUGACCCUGAGUCAGAUCUACCAGUACGUGGCCGACAACUUCCCCUUCUACAAGAAGAGCAAGGCGGGCUGGCAGAACUCCAUCAGACACAACCUGUCCCUUAAUGACUGCUUCAAGAAGGUGCCCCGGGACGAGGACGACCCAGGCAAAGGAAAUUACUGGACUUUGGACCCAAACUGUGAAAAGAUGUUUGACAACGGGAAUUUCCGAAGAAAAAGGAAGAGGCGCUCUGACCCCAGCAGCACAGGAGGAUCUGCAGUGACGGGGCCCACAAAGACGGAGGAGGGAAGGUCGGGGGUCCAGCCCAAGCCCGCCGAGAGUCCUCAGCUGCUUGGGCCGUCGUCUCCAGACAUGGACACCUUGAACGACAACCACAAGAGCUUGUCCACCUCGUCCUCCUUGUCUCCUCCAGGACUGUCGUCCUCCACUUCCACCCCUUGCUACAACAACUUUUACAGCAGCAUGUCCACACUGACCUCAGGGGCCCCUGGACGACAGGGGUCCCUGGGACUGGUGAACGAGCUGUCCAACAGGAACAUUACGGCCCUGAGUCCGUAUCACCAUCACCACCACCAUCCCAACCACAGCCAUGCAGGACAGGAAGCGUCAGAGCACGGAGACGGUCUGCAUUUCAACCGUGGAGUUUACUACAACACCUUCAGCGGCGGUGGAGGUCAGAGUGGACAGUUCAACGGUCACUUCUACAACAGCUUCGCCCUCAACAGUCUUAUCUACCCCAGAGAUGGGACUGAACUGUAGACAAGCUCCAACCUCACCUUCCCAGUCCCAGUCCAGAGCUGGACAUGAGGACUGAGCAGGUUCAGAGAGGACAGUCUCUCAGCAGCUCCAUCGACAUCAACCUGCGUCAUAUUGGAGACCCAGCUGCAGGAGGCUGCGUGCCACUCUGGUCCGGUCCGUUUGUCGGUGCUGGGUUCAGACACCUGUCCUGAGUCCUCAGUCUUCUCUGGGUCACAAGAGAAAAACGUCCAUUGCUGUGUGUGUGGACUAGGAGCUGAACUGCACAAAAACAAUUGCUGCCCCAGAUUCAGGCCAAGGACAUCAGAUCAUAGGGGUUUUGUAAGAUAAAUAAAUGAAUAAUUUCUUUUUUUUUACGAGCAUUUACAAUGACAAACAUGUACAUUUUUUUCCUUUUUGACAAACACUGACACUGAAACUUUGUUUGUUUUGUUUUUUAUUCUUCUAACAAAUCCCCUUGUGUUGUUUUUAUACUGAAAAAGCACUUAUGUUUUUUUUAUAAUUCAUUUAUUUGCCCCAAUUUGAAGAGUUCUUAAAAAAGAGAGUCUUACAUCCACUCUGUCAUGUUGUAAAUGUAUAGUUAAUUCGUCAGCACUGAGACCACGGCACACUUCCAACUCACUCUCACAAAGCUGCAGUAGGGAAGCUUCAAUGUGCUGUUGUAUGACAUUGGUUCCCUCCAAACACUCUAGCCUUCUCCCACGGUCCAAAAACAUGUAGAUUGGGGUUGAGGUUGAUAGUUGUUUGUCCCUGGGAUAGACCUGAGAUCUGUCCGGGGUCUGACCCUGCCCUCACUUGAUGACUGCUAGGAUUAGGAUGGUCACCAGGCCCAAAAACACAUGCUGUGGCUACGUACAGCAGUUAAUGUUCCGUAUCAUUCUCUACUAAUUUGCUGAAGUGCCUUGUGUGGAAGAGGAAUCCCCACCUGCAAUACAUGACAUCCAACAGUUGGGAUCUCUCAUAAAGUACCAGGAACUUUUGUAACACGGACUAUUUUCAUUUCUUUAAAUAUUGUACAAAGCAGUUUCUUUGUUUUUCCUGUGAAAACCAUUCCAACCAGUUUCUGUUUUUAAACUGUCCUCUGCCACUGUUUGGUGCCUGUUCCUGCAUCGUGAGCUGGUCUAAAGUUCCUGGCACUUCUUUUGUCAUCUGAAAUCACAGUGUUCUAAAAACACAUUUAAGUUCUGUUUCCACUAAGUUACUGGUGCUGAUUCCAGUUCCUGGAACCAAUUACAUAAUGGAAAACACAUAGUAGCUGGUAUAAGUUACUGCUGUGUGAUUGUGCCUUAGGUUCAGGGUACUAGUUUCAAUGAUGAGUAUUUAUUUUUCUUUUUAGACUACAAUGGCCAAAAAACAGUCCCACCACAGAAUUAGGUUCUGUUUCCAGUUCCUGGUACUUUUUCACUGGUACACUCUCAUCACUGUGCAUUGAUAAACAGUGUACUGACUGAAUCCACAGCUCAUGUAAAUAAAAGAAGUGUGUAUUUUUGUAAACCAUGACGAUAGUUUGUAAGUAUUUAAGGUAUUUAUGCAACUGUGUAUUUUACUGCUGAUCUGCUGUAAGUGUGAAUGGAAACGCCGAGCUACAGAGCAGCAGAGAGGAGAGAGCAGGAACUAUUUGUUCUGCGUUCGCUCUUGUCUCAGUGUGACAACGACAAGUGAAAACCUUUUGUUUCCUCAUGUCUUCCUUCAGCCCAGCGCUGCAGUCUCCACUGUGAUGAUGAAUAAAUAUCUUCAUUCAUAUCUCCAUUCUUCUGUCAGCUGUC
Cynoglossus semilaevis (tongue sole) is the source of this 3404-nucleotide messenger RNA. RefSeq names its product forkhead box I2 (gene foxi2). The transcript has 2 exons. The record is from RefSeq and is a predicted model, not a curated record. Gene Ontology annotation, biological process: regulation of transcription by RNA polymerase II; cell differentiation; anatomical structure morphogenesis. The coding region runs from base 382 to 1641 and encodes 419 amino acids. Gene Ontology annotation, molecular function: RNA polymerase II cis-regulatory region sequence-specific DNA binding; DNA-binding transcription factor activity, RNA polymerase II-specific. NCBI's taxonomy places the organism in Eukaryota, Metazoa, Chordata, Actinopteri, Pleuronectiformes, Cynoglossidae.